Penicillium brasilianum is the source of this 1616-nucleotide messenger RNA. Lineage: Eukaryota; Fungi; Ascomycota; Eurotiomycetes; Eurotiales; Aspergillaceae. The record is from the annotation of a GenBank genome assembly.
AUUACAUUGGAUAAAGCCUAUGAUGUUUUUUUCUCACCGCUAAUAAAGUUAUCCAAAUUGUGUACACACAUGGUUCCCCCCGCACGCCGCACGCGGCAAUUUGGCCUGCCCCGGACCUCGGCUGUGGAGACCCCCAGGUAAUAUGACCUCCAUAAUUAACCUUUAUCUCGCAAUAGAUUGAAAGUAAACACUUCUUCAUUGUCUGCAUCCUCAAAGAAUGACCGCUCCACCACCUUUGAAUGGCAUUCGAGUUGUCGAGCUAGCCGGCCUAGCUCCAGGCCCCUUCGCUGGUCUCCUUCUAGCCGACUAUGGCGCAUCAGUCCUCCGAAUUGACCGGCCAUCCUCAGUCAGUGCCGAUCAACUCACUCGUCACAAGACCUCUAUCACCCUAGACUUGCGCGAGGCGAAAUCGCGAGAGAUCCUUCUCCGCAUCUUGACCGCCACCGAUGUUUUGAUCGACCCGUUCCGUCCCGGCGUUCUCGAGCGUCUCGGUCUCUCGCCAACGGACGUUCUUCUCAAGCAUAAUCCGCGUCUUAUCGUGGCGCGCAUGACGGGAUUCCGGCGCGAUGGGAAGUACAAGGAUAUGGCCGGCCACGACAUCAAUUACAUCGCCGUAUCGGGUGUCCUCUCAAUGCUUGGCCGCGCAGGAGAUAAACCCUAUGCACCGGGUAACAUUCUCGGGGAUUUCGCUGGAGGUGGUGCGAUUUGCUUCAUGGGCAUUAUUCUCGCCUUGAUCGCUCGCACCAGCACCGGCCGCGGUCAAGUUGUGGAAGCCAACAUGGUCGAUGGAUCCGCCUACCUUGCAACCUUCCCACGCCUAGCCACGAAAAACCCCUCUUGGAGUGAACCGCGCGGUGAAAACCUACUCGACAGCGGCUGUCCAUACUACGACACCUACGAGACCAAAGAUUCCGGGAAAUACUUUGCCGUCGGCGCGCUCGAGCCGCAAUUCUACGCGGCUCUGCUCCGCGGAUUACAGCUCGACCCGAAGAGCCUGCCUGCACGCGAGGACAGGGAUCAAUGGCCCACGCUGCGGGACAUUUUCACCCGUCGCUUCAAGGAAAAGACACGCGCCGAAUGGGAGGCCGUGUUUGAUGGUACUGAUGCCUGCGCCACACCUAUCCUGGAACAAGGCGAGCUGGAGUCGGCGGGGUACGAGCAACGUCCCGCUGUCCACUUAUCCCGCACGCCGGGCCAUCCCAUCAAGGCCGAUGAGGGCGGGUGGACUGGCGGGGGACUUGAGGCUGGCAAGGGAGGGGUGGAGACGCUACGAUCGUGGAUGGGAUGGGAGCCUAAUGUAGAUUUCCAGGUGCGUGACGACGGCGCUCUGGUAUCUGUGGACGGCAGGGCGAAGUUGUGAAACAUGCUCAGUGGGCUAGGAAUGUCUCGUUCAGCUUCUCCGAGUAUACGGAGCACCCAUGGAAUGUUUUACAUCAUCUACCAUAGAAGAUCUCGGAUCUUUCUCGUUGGUCUCCACCCCACUAAUGUACAUACAGUACCAUCUCUGCACAAAGUCUCACGUAGCCUUGCGGAUUGCGGGAUCUUCCGUGCGUUCUUUUUUUUGUAGAUUUUACCUUUCCGUCGGCCUGUUUACCAUCCCUCCAACUAGAUUCCGU